This is a messenger RNA of Mollisia scopiformis, 1520 nucleotides long. RefSeq lists its product as uncharacterized. Lineage: Eukaryota; Fungi; Ascomycota; Leotiomycetes; Helotiales; Mollisiaceae. Gene Ontology annotation, molecular function: oxidoreductase activity, acting on paired donors, with incorporation or reduction of molecular oxygen; iron ion binding; heme binding. The transcript has a single exon. Bases 211 to 1488 code for a protein of 425 amino acids. The record is from RefSeq and is a predicted model, not a curated record.
GAAAAUUGCAAACACCUUCCAGCGGAGCUGUUUGCAAUUAAUUCUUAUAUGAUUCCUAUCUCCGACUGUUUAAAUUGUACCACUGCCACAUCAUUCGUGCGACACUCUAGAGACAAACCUAGCAAGUUGGCAAAGUCUUCAUAAGGCUGGCAAGUGCUCAGACAAAUCUCCUACUUUCCCACUCAAUGACUCUCACCCACCCUCCCCAACAUGAUAACCCAACUCUUCCAAAACAUCAUUACCUUCCUAACUUCCCUCUACAACCUCCUCUUCCCCCAAACCCCCACCUUCUACCACGAAACCGCUCCCUGCACCGCCCUCUUGCAAGAAACAACACUCACUAAACGCGCCCUCCCCAACCGCCGCCUCAUAACCGCCUUCGGCAUCGAAAACGCAUUCACCACCAUCUCGCCCCAAAUCCACCAAAACUUCCUCAACAAAGUCUCCGCCCUUCUUGAAAAAUCCAACAACGAUAUCAGCCGACGCUUCCUCGCCGCUGACGCUCUGAGAAUUGGACAGGAAUACAUCGAGCGCUCGCCAUCUCCUAUUGUUAGUCUCUCAAAGCUAGUUCAGGUGGUAGUGUUCCGCACAGUCCUAACAAUCUUCUUCCCGCACGUCGCGAAAGGGUUUACAGAAGAUGGAUUACUAAAAGAUAUCGACGUCAAAAUCAUAUCAGCGCAGAUCAAUAAACUAUGGUACGACUCCAAGGAUCCGUGGAAGGUUUUCGCAGCGCAGUAUGGGCCCAGGAGAUGGAGUAGUAUUAUGCGGGAACGAGAGAUUCUUUUGGAGAGGUUGGAAUUGCAGUUCCCGUGGUAUAGGACGUAUUUACCGCAAAGGAACCCUUUGAAUAUUCUGGUGCCGGCACAUCAGGGGUUGUGGGGCGUGGUGUUGAGGUGUCUGAUUGAGGUGCGGUUUAGAAGUCAAGGGGAGAGGAGAAGGGAGUGGAUGGAGUUGUUUAGAUGGUUCCUGGGGGAGCCGACGGAGGCGUGGCAUAGGGGGAAUGAGAAGGGGUUGGAGGUACAGAUGAUUGUUGCAGAAACGUUGAGGUUGUAUCCGCCGACCAAGAGGAUGUAUAUCCAGCAGGAGGACGGGAGGUUAGAUGCGGUUGAUAUUGAGAAGAUGCAUCGGGUUGGCGAGAGGUGGGGGGAUGAUCCGUUGGUGUUUAGGCCAGAGAGGUGGGUUGAGAUAGGGUUGGAUGUUGUGGGUACGGAUUGUUACAUGCCGUUUGGGAGGAAGGUGGGGGUCGAGGGAGAUGGGAAAGCCGAUACGGUUUCUCAGUGUCCAUCGAGGUUGAGAGGUGGUCCGAAAUUGAUUGCGGUUAUCGUUGGGGCGUUAUUGGAGCUACUAGAUGAGGAAUGGGAAUUAGAGGAUGGAUGGGAUAUGAAAGACGAUAUAUUUGAUGGGGAGCCACUUAGGAGUGGGAAAGAUGCUUACGAGAGCUUAGGGUUGUGGAGGAGACAUAUUCAGCCAUUUGAGAUAUUAGAUUGAGACAUUGUGUACGCUCAGUGCUUAGAUGCCCC